AUGACUCGGGGAUUCCAUGAGGAACAAUUCGUGGCAGGUGAUGUGCAAGACAUCAACAUGAGACGCACCGCAGACCACAACAUCGCCCUUGACCCUGCACUAUUUGGGGCUCAAGCUAGUACCCCCGUAAUAUCCCAGCAUUCAAGGAACAGCCACGGAAGACGCGUCGACCUAUCAAACAGCCGUCGGAGCACAAAGAGAGCUCCAGGAUCUUUCCCGAAAUCGCGAAGAGACUUGCAAGGAGUAGGCCCAGACACACCUGCAAGACCAGACACCGCCCAGGAAAAUGACUCUGACGUGCCCGAAACCUCUCAAAUACCACCUUCUUUGAGCCCUUCGGGAUACCCUGAUUCUGGCUUGAUCGACCGUGCCAGUUUUAGAGACGGAGUCUUAGAAUCAAGCGCAACUCCAGAAACUAAAGCGGCCACUAGCUUUCUGCAAGCGCAAAUGGAAGUCGAUAUCCCUCCACAGAAAGAGAGCAACAGUCGGGUCAUCCGAUCUUCCAAAAAGCGAACUCGAGCAGAUGCCGGUUUGUCCGUGGACAAUGAAGAUAACCCUGAAGACACCACAUUUGAAUCACAAAGAUCGACAAGACGGUCCAAACGUACAAAGACAACUCCAACAUACAAUGACAUUGGUGAUGAGGGUGAGAGGAAGAUCAGGAAGAUAUCAAAGCUGAACGUCAGGAUUGCGGAGGGUAAAGCCCCAAAGACAGGUUCUCUUGGGCCAAAAGGCGAGGUGAGGAUAAGGGAAGAUGGGCGGAUGGAGUUCCGUGAUGUGAAUAAUCCGGAGUGGACGCUGGCCGCAUAUCACAAUGACUAUCGCCGACAAUUCCUUGACGAAGCUGCUGAGGAUGGCGAGUUUGACCACACGCCAGCUUGUGGCGAGGCUGAGCACGAUAUGACGAGCUACGAGCCUGAGCAGCAAAGCUGGGGCCCGUCUAGAGCGGACUGGCAGAAUAUUGUCGAUUCGGAAGGGGAAAAGGUGAUGUUUAAAUUUGACGAGCCAAAGAGCCGUCGCCCUCAACAAGAGCCAAGCGAUUGGAUUCACGACGACCUGGUCUUGCUAGACUCCAAGAACCACCCAGUGAAGGAUUGGCCUGGCUUGAACAAGACUCUGUCGACGGAGAUCGAAAGUUGGCGAUGGGAGGCCUUGAUGCGUAUUUAUCCAUGGCUGACAGUCGCAGAUCUUUUGGCUCGCAUGCCACACAUUAGAAAGAAGAAGGGGGCAGUUCUACCCCUUCAGACCCCGCAGGCUUUCACGAACCGCGCUUAUCGGUUCAGAGUUCCUAAUCAGAUCCCCGCCUCCAACCCCAAAAACGGGAGCAAGACAUACAAGGAGGGUAUACUCAAGAGUCUUGACAAGAAAGGCGCCAAGACUACAGAGGGGCUGCCAAUCCUUAAUCCAGACGAGGUUGAUAAAGUUAGAAGGGCGAAUAAGGGAAAGUUCAAGGGGAACUCUCGAUAUGUUGUCAACAAGGAUUUGGACCAGGAAACUCCAGAGACUACGCCACCCUCAACGAAGCGGAAGGCGCAUCGCGACGAUGACACCCCAUCCGAGCCCGAGCAUGACCCGCCAAAAGCCAAAAGACCCUGCGCCCGAACGCUACAGAGCUUGGGAGUAGAAGUGCCAAGUCCCAACGACCUGAUUCCGGAAUCUAUCUACGAUGACACUAAUAGGGAUGCCAACGUGGACGGCGCAGAACUCUUUGACGAGCCCACAGACACUGCUGGACUAUGGAAUGACCGCGAGCAAUGGGGCAACCCAAUAGAUACUACCGCGCCAUGGGACGACCAGAACGAAGAGGUCCUUGUCCCUCUUUUCACGAACAUUGAUGAUAAAGAAUUCGCUUUGGUCGAGGAUGCAAAUUUUACCAGCGCAUAUGCAGUGAUACAGGCACGGAAGAGUGGCAAUCAGCAGACUGGGCAAAUCGGUGUAUGCUGGUACAAGCAAAGUGUUCCUCGUCACAUGGGGGCGGAUGGCAACAUUGUGGAGGAUGUCGUUGACAGUGCCUACUGGCACCAGAUUGAGGCUGAGGAACCCUUCCCCAACGACAUCCAGCCUGCAUCGCAAGUCGACAGCACCAACGAUAUUCCACCUCCUUCUACACGAAGCAACAUCCCACCAACCUUCCACCCUUUGUUCCACGAGCCCAGCCAUGAAGGCUAUCAAGAUUUCCUGGGACAAAAUUCGUAUACUUCUCAGCCGAUGGCAAUAUCGAUCUCGCAAAUGCCGCCGCCAGUCUUCAACCAGAUUCGAGAUUACCAGCCACAGUGGGACAACUCCGACGAGGUUUGGCUUAAUCAUCUCGUGCAUCUCAAAGGCUCAGAAGAGGAGGAUGAGGAGGAGGAGGAGGAGGAGAAGUUGUAUCAGGACGGUUACACUCGAGUGCAUUGA
Molecule: messenger RNA, 2397 nt
Organism: Letharia lupina
Lineage: Eukaryota; Fungi; Ascomycota; Lecanoromycetes; Lecanorales; Parmeliaceae
Exons: 6
Coding region: 1-2397 (798 amino acids)
Source: RefSeq, a predicted model, not a curated record